Fonsecaea multimorphosa CBS 102226 is the source of this 1557-nucleotide messenger RNA. RefSeq lists its product as uncharacterized. The transcript has a single exon. The coding region runs from base 1 to 1557 and encodes 518 amino acids. Lineage: Eukaryota; Fungi; Ascomycota; Eurotiomycetes; Chaetothyriales; Herpotrichiellaceae. The record is from RefSeq and is a predicted model, not a curated record.
AUGGCUCCUCCGACCCAUUGUGAUGUCCUCGUCGCAGGAAGUGGCAAUGCUGGCUUCUCAGCUGCAGUGGCGGCGAAGCAGGCUGGGGCAAAGCAUGUUGUUCUCAUCGACAAGUGCCCGGAAGAAUGGGCAGGAGGAAACACAUAUUUCACGGCCGGCGCGUAUCGGACAGUUCACGCUGGGACUGCCGAUCUACUACCUUUGGUCAACAACGUGGACGAGGAGACGGCGAAGAAGAUCGACUUGGAGCCUUAUACGGUCGAGGGCUUCUCAAACGACAUGAAAAGAAUAUGCAGUGGCCGGUCUGAUCCGCGACUAGCUAAGAUUCUCAUCGACGAUUCCAAUGCAACGGUCAAAUGGCUGAAGAGCAACGGCAUCCGGUUCCAGCUGUCGUUCAACAGGCAAGCAUAUGAAGUCGACGGUCGUCUGAAGUUUUGGGGCGGGCUGUCCUUGAAGACACAGGAUGGAGGAAAGGGUCUGAUUGAAGACCACAAGGCCGCGGCUCGGAAGCACGGUGUCGAAGUGCUCUACUCUACCGCGUUGAAACGCUUGGUAACCGACCCUAAGACUGGUGCCGUCACCUCGGUAGUCGUGCAAGCCAAUGGCGAGGAUGCCGUGAUUCAUACAGGGGCAGUCAUUUUGGCAGCCGGGGGUUUCGAGAGCAAUCCUCGUUUGCGAUCACAAUAUCUAGGUCCGGGCUGGGACCUCGCGAAAGUGAGAGGCACCCCUCACAACACUGGCGAAUGCCUCGAGACGGCAGUGCGCGACGUCUCAGCGAGUCAGGCUGGGAAUUGGUCAGGAUGUCAUUCCGUGGCCUGGGACGCCAACGCCCCGAGCGACACGGGAGAUCGAGAAGCGUCCAACGAGUUCACAAAGUCCGGAUAUCCCUUGGGCUUGAUGUUCAAUAUCCUCGGCGAGCGGUUUGUCGACGAAGGUAUCGACCUACGCAAUUACACGUACGCCAAGUUCGGACGAGCCAUCCUCGCUCAACCGAGCCACAUCGCCUUCCAGGUCUGGGACUCCCGCACCAUCUCAUGGCUACGAUCCGAAGAGUAUCGGCCAGAAAGAGUCGAGAGGAUCGAGGCGGACUCGAUCGAGGAGCUUGCCGAGAAGCUGGCGCCGCUGGGCCUGGAGAACCGCGAUGCCUUUGUGCGGAACGUCAAAGAAUACAACGAGGCCGUCUACGCUUUCCAGAAGGAGAACCCGGACAAGAAGUGGGAUCCCGCCGUCCGGGACGGCAUGUCGACGCAGUCCAGCACGAAGCGGCUCCCUCUGGGCAAAACGAACUGGGCUUUGCCGGUUGACAAGGCGCCCUUUUUAGCCGUUGCCGUGACCUGCGGCAUCACGUUCACGUUCGGCGGGUUGAAAGUGAUUCCCGAGACUGCGCAGGUUGUCUCAUCGACCACUGGCAAGGGAGUGCCUGGGUUGUAUGCGGUUGGGGAGAUGCUGGGUGGACUGUUCUACGAGAAUUACCCGGGCGGCAGUGGAUUGACGUCUGGGGCGGUCUUUGGAAGGAGAGCAGGCACCGCUGCUGCAAAGGUGGUGGGCGCCAGCUGA